CGAGAUAUGGAGAACCACAGCACCACCAGAGUGGUCCUGCUGGCCUGUGGGUCAUUCAACCCCAUCACCAACAUGCACCUCAGGAUGUUUGAGCUGGCCCGGGAUCAUCUGGAAGACACAGAUAGGUACACGGUGGUGAAGGGAAUCAUCUCUCCGGUGGGCGAUAGCUAUAAAAAGAAGGGCCUGAUCGAAGCCUGCCACCGGCUGGAGAUGGCCAAACUGGCCACAGAAACCUCAGACUGGAUCACCGUGGACUCCUGGGAGAGCUUGCAGCCGGAGUGGGUGGAGACUUGUAAAGUCAUACGGCAUCACCAUGAGGAGCUGCUCGCGUCACAGCAGAGCACAGAUGACGUGGACACAGGAAAGUUUGCCAAAAAGAGACGCGUGGAGGAAAGUUCAUUUGAGGAAUCAAGUCAUCAUAGAAACAGAGGUGACCCUCAGCUGAUGUUGCUGUGUGGGGCGGAUGUCCUGGAGUCCUUCAGCAUUCCCAACUUGUGGAAGCCUGAGGACAUCGCAGAGAUCGUAGGCGACUAUGGUGUUAUCUGCAUCAGCCACAGCGGCAGCAACUCGCUCAAGUUCGUCCACCAGUGCGACACACUGUGGAAGCACCGCAAAAGAAUCCACUUGGUCAACGAGUGGGUCACCAACGAGAUCUCGUCCACCCAUGUGCGGAGGGCGCUGCGCCGAGGCCACAGUGUGAGAAACCUGCUGCCAGACAGUGUCCUAUACUACAUCCAGCAGCAUGAGCUGUACAGCUCAGAGAGCGAGCAGAGAAAUGCCGGUGCGGUUCUCGCCCCCCUGCAGAGAUACACGAGAUGA
Salarias fasciatus (jewelled blenny) is the source of this 819-nucleotide messenger RNA. Its product is annotated as nicotinamide/nicotinic acid mononucleotide adenylyltransferase 1-like. NCBI's taxonomy places the organism in Eukaryota, Metazoa, Chordata, Actinopteri, Blenniiformes, Blenniidae. The transcript has a single exon. The record is from RefSeq and is a predicted model, not a curated record. The coding region runs from base 7 to 819 and encodes 270 amino acids. Gene Ontology annotation, molecular function: nicotinamide-nucleotide adenylyltransferase activity; nicotinate-nucleotide adenylyltransferase activity. Gene Ontology annotation, biological process: NAD+ biosynthetic process. Gene Ontology annotation, cellular component: nucleus.